Boeremia exigua is the source of this 663-nucleotide messenger RNA. RefSeq lists its product as uncharacterized. The coding region runs from base 1 to 663 and encodes 220 amino acids. NCBI's taxonomy places the organism in Eukaryota, Fungi, Ascomycota, Dothideomycetes, Pleosporales, Didymellaceae. The transcript is spliced from 2 exons. The record is from RefSeq and is a predicted model, not a curated record.
AUGAAAGCCUUCACCCCGAAGAACAUCACGGCAGGGUUUGCUGCAAAUGUACUGUUUCCCUCCGACUCAGACAGGGUGCUCAGAAGCAUGCCAAAGCCUGUCGUUAACUUAGACGUUCCAAGAGUCCACGAGGUACAUGCGAGGAUUUGUUCACAGAACGAGGUGCCACAAACGCCAGUCACACCAGUAUCAGCAAGCGGUCUUAUGUUGCUACACAACCUGAUCAUGAAACAGGAUGCUCGUACUCUUGACGAGAGAAGGAGACAGGACCUGCAGAGACACCUGCAGAAGUAUGCCAAAGCUGCACAAGUGUCCUUUGCGAAGUGCGCGCUCCAGCAGAAUCAUAUCCGACUCUUACUAAAGGUCAACGACGAAACCAAGGUUCGAGCAAAAGUCAUGGGCUAUGAUGAGCGCAAGGAGGCGCGGGAAAAGCGUGCUAAGACAGAGGCGGCGACGAAAGCGAAGGGCAAGGGAAAGCGUGGUCGGAAACGCACAAAUGCUGCGCCGGAAGCAGACGUGGCAGAGCCGAAGCCCAAGGCGGCGAGGGUGAGCGAAGCACGAAAGCUGCCAGUACUUGCAGAUGUGCAAAUCAGCGGAACAACUGUCACAAAUGACGGGGCUGUAUUAGAGCCAUGGAGAGCCCCGGUGGCACGUAUGUAUUAG